This is a messenger RNA of Castor canadensis (American beaver), 2048 nucleotides long. NCBI's taxonomy places the organism in Eukaryota, Metazoa, Chordata, Mammalia, Rodentia, Castoridae. The record is from RefSeq and is a predicted model, not a curated record.
AAGUUUGAUACAGAAAAUCUCUUUUUAAAUUCCAUUACCAUGGAUCAUAGGGUUAAUGACUAUGACAACUAAUUUCUUUCACUUUAAUGCAGGAUUGUGGUUUGUUGAUUCAUCCAGAGGAAUCCUGUGGGUUACAGCCCAUUUCUUCUGACUACAUUGAAGCCAUUUCACACCCUGAACUAAAGAGUUGCCUAUCUGGAGACACAAAAGGCCAGUGGAUUGUGCCUUGCCUUAGUUGUUCAGAUAACAGGACCUGUGACUGGAGAGAAAUAACUUGGCAGCCCCACAAUUGCCAACAUGGUCUCCUAACUAAGCCUCAACUCCAGCAGUGCCUGGAAGAAAGGAAGGUUCUUUUCAUUGGUGACUCAACCAACAGAGGGAUGAUGUACUACCUUAUUGAAAGACUAAAUGACACACUACAAGAAUGGCAGAAGGUGCAUGGCACUAAACUGUAUCCCAACGUCAAUGGUGGGAAGACUUGGAUCAGCUACUCUUACUAUCCCCAGUUUUGGAUAAGCCCAUCACUGAGACCAACAUUUGAGAAAGCACUUGAACAUCUCUUGCAAAGAUCACGUCCUCUAGAGAAUACAGGUCAGACUAUACUGGUUGUUGGUGGUGUUCAGUGGCUUAAUUCCAAUCACCUGGAAAUUAUUCACAAGGUUUUGAAGAGAUUUCUGAUCAUCUCAUUCAGGGAAAAUUUGCUCAAUAUCUUAGUGAUUGUCAAAACUUUGGGAAUUGGAUUUCAUCUGCCAGUAAAUGGAGUACACUUCCUAACACAGAGUGAAGUACAAAACUUAUGGAAAGAAAAUUCAAUUAUUCUGGAUGCUGCAAAAAAAUAUGGCUACGAAGUGGUUGACACAUUCACUAUCACAAUGGGACGACACAAAGAGUUUCUGCAGGGCAACUGUGGAUGUCAUUUCCAUGAGGUAGUGAAAUCAAAGUUAUCCAAAGAAUAUCACUUUAUUAAGAUGAAGAGAUCAAAGAAUCACAUUGUGGGAAAAUAUUUCAGCAAUCAAAACAAACUACAGCAACAACAACAGGACUCUGUAACAAAUUUUCAGUUAUCGUAUCACGUCGCUGGUCCAAUAAAUCAGGUUUGUUCUGAAAUCCUUCUUAGCAGGAUGUGUUCAAACAGAAAGACUAUGUAAAGUUUCCCUGAAGAACUGAGUUGGGAGAAGGAAACAAGCUGCUCACCUGGACAGUGGUCUGGAACCAAGGUGCCUCCUAUGUAUUUUGGAUAGAUUGCAUCCUCUUGGACACCAGUACAAACAUGCACAGCAGUACACACAAAGCUAAAAAAAGAGUAAUAACACUUUUUAGAGCUUUGUAAAGUCAAGAUGUGAAUUUGAACAUCAGUUGGUUUCAGAAUGAAAGCAGAGCUAGAAGGGGAUUCCUUGAAAUAUAGUCAUAACUAGGACCACUGUGAGCCAGGUAUUGUAUUGAGAUAAUAAACAGAAACACAGUCAUUUGAAUCACAUGGCAGAGGGUAGUGCUGUUCAGCAUGUGUUAUCCUCUCUAUAGGUACACUAAUAUUAAAAAGAUGAAGCAUUUACAUUCCACUUGGAAGGAGGGAUUACACUAUGUUCUUUACCAGAAGAAAAUGUGGCAUUUAUGAUGGCUUAGACUUUAUGGGUGUAAUGCUUAUGAAAAACGUUUCUUCUUGCACUUUUAAAUUUGUAUAAUUAUAAAGAAAAUAACAGGAGUGAUCCACGGGGAAUUUGAAGAUUCCAUGAGAAAGAUAAGAAAUGUAUUAUUUUAUAGUUAAAACACCAAUAUAUUUAACUCUGCACUCUUUGUCUUUUUCUUAAGCAUUCCACCCUGUCUUGUCUGUGAACGUGGAUGGGUAACUGCAGUCUAAUUUGAUGAAAUACAUCAUUUAUAGUGAGGAACAAAAUGUAGUUCCUCAUGUAUUAUUUUAUUAUGCUUCUUUCAAAGCAUUACUUAAGAAAACUUUUGUUUGCCAUUAUAGACCUAUGUAAUUUAAGAUUACAAUUCCAUUUUUAUAUAAGUAUUUUGCAAAGGAUUACAUAUUCUCAAAUGCAUAAGCA